AUGACAUUGGAAGAUUUCGAAAAAUCGCUUGCAGAAGCGCAGGAUAAGCGGCAUUCAAGAAGUGAGAAAGAUCGAUCUCACCGAGAAAGUCAUCGUGAUCGCGACCGCAGCAAAGAUCGCUCUAGCCGGCAUCAUCGUUCCAGCCAUCAUCACCAUCACAGACGGCAUUCGUCCCGCUCUCGAGAACGAGGGAGCACACGCGAUCCCGAAUCCCGCCGCCAUGACGAAGACAGUCAUCGACACAAGCGCUCGAGACACUCACAUGACAGAAGGGAUGACCAGGACCGCUUGCGCAAACGCCAGCAUCGAAACGACAAAGAUGACGAUCAGCCAGCUCCAAAGACUCUCGACCCAGAAGAUCCCAGUACAUUGAAGCGAGACUCUUGGAUGGAAGCACCAUCUGCCCUUGACAUUCAAUAUGUGCAUCGUCCUAAUCCAGAACGAGUGGAGGAAGCUGCGAAGCCCAAGAUGCUCCAGGCUGAUUUCGAACUCAAAAUCCACGAUAAAGAGCUCAACAAUCACUUGCGCGACCUCAAGGAUGGAAAGGUGCUAAAUGACUUGGAAGAAGAGCCUGCUAUACAUGAGGUGGACUACACGUUUGGGGACUCCGGGUCUCAGUGGAGGAUGACCAAGUUAAAGGGCGUUUAUCGAGAAGCUCAGGAAAGUGGCAGACCUGUCGAUGAGGUUGCCACAGAGCGAUUCGGCGACCUUCGCUCUUUCGAUGAUGCAAGAGAAGAGGAAAUUGAAAUCGAUCGUCGCAAGACAUACGGCGAGUCAUACGUCGGCAAAGACAAGCCCAGUGGGGAGCUGUUUCAAGAGAGAAAGCUGCAAGAAGGGCUACAUCGACAAUCGCAUGAGCAUAUCCGAGAUCCAGCCGAGGAACUCAGCGCCGAAGGUCAAGGCAAACCCAUGGAUACUGUGCAACCACUGAAUACGACAAAACCCCUCGACCAGACGGCGCUGAAUCGCCUCAAAGCCCAGAUGAUGAAAGCGAAGCUGAGAGGUGCAGCAAAUGCGGCGGAACUUGAGGAACAGUACAAUACUGCCGCAGCUGCAGUCAUGUCUAAUCGCAGCGAGGCAGACGUAGUCGUGCUUGGUGUUCAGCAAAAUCGCAUGUUGGCCGGCUCAAAGAAUGAGGUCAAAGCGGUGGACACGAAACGCGGCCGCGAGCGGGGUCUCGUGGAGGACAACGAAGACAUGAGCAUUGAGGACAUGGUUCGAGAGGAGCGGAAGACUCGCGGCCAAUUCGGGGGUGAAGGAGCACGGCUGGCGGAGCGUAUUGCAAAAGAUGGCAAAUUCGAGGUGAGCCACAUGCCGAUCGUAAUCGUCUCUCGGUCUCUAUGCAGGAUGAAAGAACUAACGGAGUCACAGAAUGACUUGGAGUACAUAGAUGAGCAAGCUUCUAAAUUAGCUAAACGAGUACAUCGGUCGGAGAUUGACAUCAAGAGCGCCACUAUCAAUGAUUUCCGCAAGAUGAAUCGCAUUCUCGACAAUUGCCAACUUUGCCAUAAUGAAGAUACGAAUACUCCACCUGUCGCUCCGGUGGUGUCGCUCGCUACAAGAGUGUACCUCACGCUACCGACUGAGCCUGAAAUCAGCGAGGGUGGCGCAACGAUCGUCCCAAUCCAGCAUCGGACUAAUCUCCUGGAAUGCGACGACGAUGAGUGGGAGGAAAUUCGAAAUUUCAUGAAGAGCUUAACGCGCAUGUACCACGACCAGGGCCGAGAUGUCAUAUUUUACGAAAACGCGGCCCAGCCACAGCGGAAACGCCAUGCCUCUAUGGAAGUGGUUCCUCUACCCUACAGUCUCGGUGAGACCUCGCCAGCGUUCUUCAAAGAGGCCAUUCUGAGUGCAGAGUCAGAAUGGUCGCAGCAUCGGAAGCUCAUCGACACUUUGGCCAAGUCCAAGCAAGGUCUCGGCAGAAAUGCAUUCCGCCGAACGUUAGUCAAGGAGAUGCCCUACUUCCAUGUAUGGUUUGAACUUGACGGGGGACUAGGCCACAUUGUUGAAGAUGACAAUCGAUGGCCUCGGGGUGAUCUGUUUGCCCGCGAAGUUAUCGGUGGCAUGCUCGAUGUCGCACCCGACGUAAUCAAGCGCCAGGGCCGAUGGAAUCGUGGUGGCGACCCACGAGUUGAAGGGUUCAGGAAGCGCUGGAGAAAGUUUGACUGGACUCGUGUUCUCGUCGAGGGUUAG
Penicillium diatomitis is the source of this 2193-nucleotide messenger RNA. RefSeq names its product putative cell cycle control protein (Cwf19). The record is from RefSeq and is a predicted model, not a curated record. The coding region runs from base 1 to 2193 and encodes 730 amino acids. Lineage: Eukaryota; Fungi; Ascomycota; Eurotiomycetes; Eurotiales; Aspergillaceae. The transcript has a single exon. Gene Ontology annotation, biological process: mRNA splicing, via spliceosome. Gene Ontology annotation, cellular component: post-mRNA release spliceosomal complex.